UAACUGGUUAAAGGGUUUUUUUCUGUAAAACCAAAACCAGACAGGAAAUGAAGGGGGUUCUUAGCAGUAUGUUGCCUGUGGGGGCUUUGGUUCCUGUGAAGGAGGAUGAAGUCGAGUAUUCGUUCGCUAUGGAGUAUAAAGGUCCUCUUGUCUCAUAUGAUCUUCCUCGAGCUGUUCCUAUCGACAUAAGACGGAUUCCGACUGCUGCGGUGGUUGCCCCUAGUGCAGUGCCUGAUAAAGUGUCCUUGCCGGUUGUCCAACCACUCCUCUCAAGAGAUCCUCUGAACAAGAAGUUGUCCAAAGAGCUUACUCGUGGUUCUGAUGCCGAUUUCUCGCCAAAUUCGGUCAUUGCAUUUGAGCCGCGAAGUAGAGACGGUUAUGAUUGUCGAUUUUCUGAUGAAUUCAGUAACUCCGACACUGUAGGGUUCUCAAAUGGCCACAAUGGAUGUUGUGACUUGUCGGAUGUAAUUGAUGAUAGCUUGGGUGCGCCAGAUUUCUCGAAUAGCCGUGAACGUUCGUGUGAGUUAUCUGGAGGAUUAGGUAGUUCAGGCACGUUGGACUUUUCUAACAGCCUUGAUCACUCAAAUGACUUGUCUGGAAGCUCAGGUGUAUUGGGAUCUUUGAAUGAUUGCAAGGAGAGUUUAGAUUUUGUGGAAGAUUUAGUAGAUGAUAUAAAUCCGCUGGAUUGGGGCUCGAUUGAGUCAGUUUCGAGUUUGCAUUUUCUGUCUUCUGAGAUUUCUUCUUGCCAGGGUGAUGAUGCCAACGAUAUGCCACCUCACGAUGCCAAAAGAACAUCAGUAGUAACAUUCCUUGAUGCUGAAUCCAGCGGCACAGUUCAUGAGGAAGUGAGCUCUGACAAGAUAGAAGUUGAGGAAGGAAAAAUUAGGCCUGAAACAAAGGGGCGGAAAGGGUCGUGUUAUCGCUGCUAUAAAGGAAAUCGGUUCACAGAGAAGGAGGUCUGCAUUGUGUGCAAUGCAAAGUAUUGCAGCAACUGCGUGUUGAGGGCGAUGGGGUCGAUGCCAGAAGGAAGGAAAUGUGUUUCCUGCAUUGGAAUUCCUAUUGACGAGUCAAAGAGAGGGAGCUUGGGUAAAUGUUCUCGAAUGCUGAAGCGGCUUCUUAGCCAGUUGGAAAUUCAACAGAUAAUGAAUGCUGAGAAAUUAUGUGAAGCGAAUCAGCUGCAGCCGGAGCUUAUUUAUGUGAAUGGGAAGCAGCUUUGUCAAGAGGAGCUGGUCUUAUUGCAGAGCUGCCAAAACCCACCAAAGAAGCUAAAACCAGGACAUUAUUGGUAUGACAAAGUAUCUGGUCAAUGGGGAAAGGAAGGACAGAAGCCAAGCAGGAUUAUUACAGCCGAUCUAAAGGUUGGGGGUCCUAUCAUGCAAAAUGCUAGCAAUGGAAACACUGGAAUUCUUAUAAAUUGUCGGGAGAUUACUAAAGUAGAACUUCGGAUGCUUCAGUUGGCAGGAGUGCAAUGUGCAGGAAAACCACACUUUUGGGUGAAUGCGGAUGGAACGUACCAAGAAGAAGGUCAAAAAAAGAUGAAAGGGAAUAUAUGGGACAAGUCUGGAACAAAGCUAGUUUGUGCUUUGCUUUCGCUGCCAGUUCCUUGUAAGGCUUCAAAUACUUGUCAAGGUGGUGUUAAUAAUCUGGUGAACGGAGUUAUCCCAGACUACUUUGGCCAGAGAGCACUUCAGAAGCUUCUUUUAGCUGGAUAUAAGGGAUCUGGAUCAAGUACCAUAUUCAAACAGGCCAAGAUUUUGUACAACUCUGCCCCUUUCUCAGAGGAUGAGCGUGAGAAUAUCAGGAUGAUGAUCCAGAGCAAUGUAUACAGAUACCUUGCUAUACUGCUUGAGGGGCGUGAACAAUUUGAAGAAGAAAGUUUGACUGAAAUCGCAAAAAAACAUUCUUGUGAUCAAUCUGGUACCCUAGGGAAUGGCAAUGAAAGUGAUGAUAAAAUAGUCUAUUCCAUUGGCCCAAGGUUGAAGGCAUUCUCGGAUUGGCUUCUCAAAGUUAUGGUAACAGGUAAUCUGGAAGCCAUCUUCCCAGCUGCUACUCGAGAAUAUGCACCAUUAGUGGAGGAGUUGUGGAAGGAUGCAGCCAUUCAGGCCACAUACGACCGGAGAAGUGAACUACAAAUGCUACCUACUGUUGCUAGUUAUUUUCUGGAGCGGGUUGUUGAGAUCUGUAGGACGGACUAUGAACCUUCGAAUAUGGACAUCCUAUACUCUGAGGGAAUCACUUCAUCAAAUGGGCUUGCAUGCAUGGACUUCUCAUUCCCCCAGUCGGCAUAUGGUAGCAACCCCGACACUGCUAAUGAGCAUGAUCCCUUGCUAAGGUAUCAACUCAUUAGAGUGGAUGCAAGAAGCCUUAGAGAAAACUGCAAGUGGCUGGAGAUGUUUGAAGAUGUUAGACUUGUCAUAUUUUGUGUUGCCUUGACUGACUAUGAUCAAUUCUGUGAUGAUGGGAAUGGGAUUGCAGUGAAUAAGAUGUUGGCUAGCAGGAGGCUCUUUGAGAGCAUCGUCACUAAUCCUACUUUCGAUCAGAUGGAUUUCCUUCUGAUACUCAACAAGUUCGAUAUGUUUGAACAAAAGAUUGAACAGGUCCCUCUUGGCGUGUGUGACUGGUUCAACGAUUUCAACCCACUGAUCAGCCACCAUCGCUCCAACAAUAGCAGCUUCAACAAUAAUUCGUCGCUGGCCCAGCAGGCUUCCUACUAUAUUGCUGUCAAGUUCAAGAGGCUGUUUUCUUUUCUUACUGACCGUAAGUUGUAUGUUUCGAUGGUGAAUGGGUUGGAUUCGGAUACCGUUGAUCAAGCUCUCCAUUAUGCAAGUGAGAUUCUGAAGUGGGAUGAUGAAAGAGCCUACUUCAGUAUCAGUGAGUACUCGAUUUACAGCACUGAAGCAAGCUCCACUUCCCAUUGAUGUUGAAUGGGAAUGGCUUGUACAUGCUCCAGCUCUUUGUUUAAAUCAGUAUUCAGUGCCACUGUAUAUAUACAUAGUUUGUGUAAACUGUAAAUCAAAAGAAAAAGAAGAGAAUUGUUUUGGGAGCAAGUGCAAAAUGGU
This is a messenger RNA of Telopea speciosissima, 3059 nucleotides long. Its product is annotated as extra-large guanine nucleotide-binding protein 1-like. Gene Ontology annotation, molecular function: GTPase activity; guanyl nucleotide binding; G-protein beta/gamma-subunit complex binding. NCBI's taxonomy places the organism in Eukaryota, Viridiplantae, Streptophyta, Magnoliopsida, Proteales, Proteaceae. The transcript has 8 exons. Gene Ontology annotation, cellular component: heterotrimeric G-protein complex. The record is from RefSeq and is a predicted model, not a curated record. Gene Ontology annotation, biological process: adenylate cyclase-modulating G protein-coupled receptor signaling pathway. The coding region runs from base 48 to 2918 and encodes 956 amino acids.